Molecule: messenger RNA, 996 nt
Organism: Fusarium sp. VM40
Lineage: Eukaryota; Fungi; Ascomycota; Sordariomycetes; Hypocreales; Nectriaceae
Source: the annotation of a GenBank genome assembly
AUGGAACCUAGUCCUGUAGCCGUUGAGGCUGCGGCCCAUGCACCCGACCUCUCCUUCAAGGACAAAACAGCUCUGAUGAAGGCUUUUGAAGACGUACUCUGUGGAUCGAUCGCCGGUGCUGUGGGCAAGUACAUCGAGUAUCCGUUCGACACUGUCAAGGUCCGACUUCAGAGCCAACCCGACCACCUCCCAUUGCGAUAUACCGGUCCAUUGGAUUGUUUCCGGCAGGGUAUUAAGAGCGACGGAGUGUUGGGACUUUACCGUGGUAUUACUGCUCCCCUGGUGGGUGCUGCAGCAGAGACGAGCAGUCUCUUCGUCUUUGAAAGCCUCGGUCGAGAAUUACUUUUUACCAGUAAUCUGGUAUCUCGGGAGCAGGGCCUAUCGCUACCAUACCUCUGGCUAACUGGUGCCUUUUCUGGUGCUUUUACAUCAUUCGUCCUAACUCCAAUUGAGCUUGUCAAGUGUAGAAUACAGGCCCCCAUGUUAGCUGACGGGUCUGCUGGUGCGCCUCUCCGCCCUAUACCUGUCAUUAAACAAGUCUUUCGCCAAGAAGGACUUCGUGGGUUUUGGCAUGGGCAGCUCGGCACGCUGAUCCGAGAAGCCGGUGGUGGCUCUGCUUGGUUUGGUGCAAAGGAGACGGUAACAAGUAUGUUCUAUCAGCACAAGACAAAGGCUGUUACAUCACCAAUUGAGAAGCAGAAGAUCCUCGAUACUCCUCUUCCAUUCUGGCAACAAGCACUCGCUGGCGCAUCAGCGGGUGUGUCUUACAAUUUCAUAUUCUUUCCUGCAGAUACAAUCAAGUCACGGAUGCAGACAGCGACGAGUGACAUCCGACAACGGCGAACAUUCUGGCAAGAAGGCUCUUUAGUCUGGAAACAGCAUGGGCUACGAGGCAUGUACCGCGGUUGUGGUAUUACCUGCCUCCGAGCAGCGCCAAGCUCUGCUUUUAUCUUCAUGGUUUAUGAUGGUUUAAAGCGACACAUUCCCUUCCAAUGA